AAAAGAGUGUUCUGUUCUUUAGGUAACAAUAACAACUCUAUUGUGGACGUGCUUUUAUAAUAAUGGCGUUGUCAACAAUGAGAAGGAAGGUUUUGUUAUAGUAUUCACAGACUUUUAACAAAUUUUGUAGUUAUAUUUUAGUACCGGUAUAAUUUUAAAUGAAAAAAAAUGAACGGUCUAAGUUUAAGUGAAUUGUGUUGUUUGUUUUGUUGCCCACCUUGCCCAAGCAAAAUAUCAGCUAAACUAGCCUUUCUACCACCUGAGCCAACAUACGAAUUUGUGUCAGAUGAAAAUGGAAAAUACACUUUUGCUUUGACUGAACGGGCAGAAUGGCAAUUUUCGGAAAGAGAAAAAGAAAACAUUGAAGUCUUUUUCACUAGAACCAACCGAGGAAACCGAAUUGCUUGCUUAUUUGUUAGAUGCAGUAGCAAUGCAAGAUUUACAAUUUUAUUUUCACAUGGGAAUGCAGUGGAUUUGGGACAGAUGAGUAGUUUUUACUUGGGUCUAGGUUCACGUAUUAAUUGUAAUAUAUUUAGUUAUGACUAUUCGGGUUAUGGUGUAAGUGCAGGAAAACCUUCUGAAAAAAAUCUGUAUGCUGAUAUUGAUGCUGCUUGGCAAGCAUUAAGGACUAGAUAUGGUAUUAGCCCCGAAAACAUUAUUCUUUACGGCCAAAGUAUUGGUACUGUACCCACUGUUGAUUUAGCCGCAAGAUAUGAAGUUGGAGCUGUGAUAUUGCAUUCUCCUCUCAUGUCAGGAAUGAGAGUUGCCUUUCCUAAUACCAAAAGGACUUGGUUCUUCGAUGCCUUUCCCAGUAUUGACAAAGUUCCAAAAGUUAUGUCACCUACACUAAUCAUUCACGGGACUGAAGAUGAGGUUAUAGACUUUUCUCAUGGGCUCACAAUUUUUGAAAAAUGCCCUAAAGCCGUUGAGCCACUCUGGGUAGAGGGUGCAGGCCACAACGACGUAGAGCUGUAUUCAGUCUACUUAGACAGGCUUAGACAAUUUGUGAUGGUAGAGUUAGACGAUAACUGACAGUUGCUGGCUGGCGAAGACGUGACAUUUAGUUCAGGCACAUCUAGUUCCGUAGGCGAAAAACUACUUUAGCCAGUCGAUGCAGGAACGGCAAACGUCUCCAACUCACCAAAGCCGACUUCCUGCAAGAAUCUUAACUUUCCAUUACUGAUUUUUAAAAAGUGCUGCAGCGCGUCCGGGUCUCAACGUUCGGCUGCGCCUAACAACUGUAUAUUAAUUGAGACCACUUGCUAGCUCUUAAUCUGCAUUUUUUACUGUAUAUAUUGUUAAUCGUGAACUUUUUAUCAAAUGUGAAUAUUCAAAGACAAUCCGUCAAGUGAUGCAAUAUUAGACAAAUCUGUAUUACAUGAAAACUUUGGUUUUCUUCUCUAAGCCUAGUAUUAUUUCUUUUAAACCAAUUUAUUUAUUAAGUGAAUGUAGAUAUGCGUUUAAGCGUCUUAUUUUCUUGUCUAAUUCUAAAACUACAGGUGGUAAGAUUGCUGAAUUCACAGUUUUUUUCCUAACAAUAAAUUGUUUAAUUUGAAAUACAUAUGUAUAGACGUAUCCAAGCAAUUUAAAGAUAACACCCUGUCUCGUGGUACCACGCUGUACCUUGACCAGUCACCAUUCAUAGACGGUAUUUGGUGCCUAGUCAAAGACCGCAGGUGUAUUUGAUUUUUGCCGCCAUAAUUAUGCCAUAUAUAAAUGCAUAAUUAAAAAAAAACAUAUCUUUAUGAUGGGACUCGCAAACUUCAAAAUAUUUUAUAAAUUUAUUUCCCCAUCAAGUCAAAAUAUAUUUUGGGAAUAUCCAUAAACAACGUCCGUAGAAAAAUUAGACUUUUUAAUAUCUUCUCUCCCCUUCCUCAUAAAGCUUCGUUUACAG
Diabrotica virgifera virgifera (western corn rootworm) is the source of this 1894-nucleotide messenger RNA. Its product is annotated as alpha/beta hydrolase domain-containing protein 17B. Gene Ontology annotation, biological process: protein depalmitoylation. Gene Ontology annotation, cellular component: plasma membrane; endosome membrane. Gene Ontology annotation, molecular function: palmitoyl-(protein) hydrolase activity. The transcript is spliced from 3 exons. NCBI's taxonomy places the organism in Eukaryota, Metazoa, Arthropoda, Insecta, Coleoptera, Chrysomelidae. The record is from RefSeq and is a predicted model, not a curated record. Bases 169 to 1032 code for a protein of 287 amino acids.